AAUGACGAUCUGACCUCCUGGAACUCUGCCCGCCAAAACUGAAACCAACCCACGAGAACAUCUCAACGCUGUUACUCUGCGAAGUGGGAAGGAAAUUCAAGGCGCUGGCAUGAGUUUUGACCCAACCUUGGAAGAGUCUGUGGCUGAACCAGUUAACCAACCAGCCGAAGAAAAGAAGAAAGAAGAACAGGAAGACAAGGAACCUUUUCUGUCCCAACAUCCAAAUGGUGAUCUCCCGCCAAAGAAGGUGACCAUACCCUUUCCAUCAAGGGUAAAGAAGAGCAAGGAUGAAAAAGCCUUCAAGAAGUUCUUAGACAUCAUGGGCCAAGUUGAAGUCAAACUACCCUUGGUCGAUGUCUUGACGGAGAUGCCAAAGUAUGCCAAGUUUUUGAAGGACUUGGUCACGAAUAAGAGGGACUGGGAAGAGGUUCCAGUGAUAAAUCUCAACGCAAGCUGUUCCGCGUUGUUGCUCCAACAAAUGCCUGAAAAAUGCAAGGAUCCAGGACCUACUGAAUUUUGUCACUCUGUUAAAAUUUUGAAAGACAAAGGGUCUGUUGAGACACUUCUCGGUCUGGAGGAGAUUUUGAAGGUUGAGGAGAUUGAACCAAGCAAGUGUGAGGAUGUUCAGGAAGUAGAGGCUAAGAAUGAUCACUCUAAGGGAUCCGAUUCCCUAGAAUUGAAGCCACUUCCUAAAUAUCUUGAAUAUGCAUUUCUAGAUGACGAGGGCAAAUGACAAGUCGUCAUCGCAUCUGAUCUGAGUGUGGGA
Cuscuta campestris is the source of this 766-nucleotide messenger RNA. The record is from the annotation of a GenBank genome assembly. Lineage: Eukaryota; Viridiplantae; Streptophyta; Magnoliopsida; Solanales; Convolvulaceae.